UUGUUGUCGUUAAAUAUUUAUUGAGCCGUAUUUCUACACCCACACAGUUUUGCCCAAUUAAUACCAAUACAUUUCCUUCCGUGCUCUGCUGCAAGCAGAUACCUUUAAUCGAGACACUGCCAAAUGCAUCGUAACCAAAACGGCAACCAUUUUCACGGUGUGAAUGAGGGCGUUCCACUGGGACCAGAUCUACCGCUUGAAGCCGUGGAGGUGGACAUCGAGGACAACCAUCAAGGAGAUGAGUUGUCCAAUGGUGGUCUCGGGCUCGGGUCCACCCAGAGUUCCUCUAGCAAAUUCUUAGCCCCCACUGUAAGCGAUCAGGCGCUUAAUACCCUCAAUGAACUUCGCGAGGCUAAUCUUUUGUGUGAUGCCGAGAUCUCAGUGGGGGAGCAUGCCUUCAAUGUUCAUCGUGCCAUCAUGUGCUCGUGCAGCUCCUACUUUCGCGCACAGUUUACGGGCUUUAAUGCCGUAAGUCGAGGAUUUGGUGCCGAGGGGGGCGCCAGCGAACAAAUCCACGUCGUCAACAUACCAGGCGUCAGAGCAUCCAUCAUGAACUGUGUCAUACAGUACGCCUACCUUCGCAAGACCAACAUCUGCGACGACAACGUGCACGAGCUUCUAAUAUGUGCGGAUUACGUGGGCAUGGUGGGGCUGGUCCAGCAGUGCAAGGAGUACCUCAGCCGCACCCUUACACCGGAGAACUGUGUCAGCAUCAUGGGAUUUGCCCGCUUUCGGUUCCUGGACGACUUGCAUGUGAAGGCGCGCAAUUACACACUUCGGUACUUCACGGAGGUUGCUGCUCGUAAUACGGACAUACUGGACAUGAACGUGACGGACUUUUACGCCAUAAUUAGCGACGAUGACCUAAACACGCGGGAGGAGGACUACGUGUGGAAGAUGUGUGUCAAGUGGAUAGAUCGGGAUCCCGAGAACCGUAAAAAGCACGUUGCCCACUUGAUGACAGGCGUACGUUUGGGUCUAAUGACCCCAAAGUGCUUCAUGGAGGAGGUCAAGGAGCACCCGUAUGUCCUGCAGUGCGAUGAAGCCAAGCCCCUGAUAGUGGACACCUUUAAAUUCAUCAACUACUUAUACGUCCCCUUUAAUAUGCCCUUCCAACCAAAGCUCACCACGCCGCCGCUGGCCAUGCCGCGCCUGCCGCACGAGGUGAUCUUUGCGAUUGGCGGCUGGAGUGGUGGCACUUCAAAGGGAUGCAUCGAGACCUACGACACGCGCGCUGACCGCUGGGUGAACAUCAAUGCCGAAGACCCGGCAGGACCCCGCGCAUACCACGGAACCGCCGUGAUCGGUUUCAAGAUCUACUCCAUUGGGGGCUACGACGGAGUUGAGUAUUUCAACACAUGCCGGGUCUUCGAUGCCGUGAAGAAGAAGUGGAGCGAAAUCGCCCCAAUGCACUGCCGCCGCUGCUACGUCAGCGUGGCCGAGCUGAAUGGUCAGAUCUAUGCGAUCGGGGGCUACGACGGACACAAUCGAUUAAACACUGUAGAGCGCUUCAACCCCAAGACAAAUCAGUGGUCCAUCAUUCCACCCAUGAACAUGCAACGGUCUGAUGCCAGUGCCUGUACCCUGAAGGGGCGUAUCUAUGCCACUGGCGGAUUCAAUGGUCAGGAGUGCCUGGACAGCGCCGAGUUCUACGAUCCGACGACCAAUGUAUGGACGCGGAUAGCGAACAUGAAUCACCGUCGAUCCGGGGUGAGCUGUGUCGCCUUCAAGGGCCAGUUGUAUGUGAUUGGGGGAUUCAAUGGCACUGCCCGAUUGGCCACCGGAGAGCGCUUUGACCCGGAAUCCCAGGCCUGGCAAUUUAUCAGGGAAAUGAAUCACUCGCGCAGCAACUUCGGUCUAGAGAUCAUAGACGAUAUGAUAUUCGCCAUUGGGGGAUUCAACGGCGUCUCGACCAUAUCCCACACCGAGUGCUAUGUGGCCGAGACAGAUGAGUGGAUGGAGGCCACAGAUAUGAACAUCGUGCGCUCCGCCCUGUCGGCCAAUAAUGUGGCUGGACUGCCCAACAAACGGGACUACAUACACAAGGAGAGGGAUCGUCUAAUGGAGGAGCGCCGUCAGCGGCUGAUGGCCUCGGCCAUGGCCCGAGACGAAGUUGGCAAUGGAAAUCCGCCACACUCGCUGGUGGCAACCAACGACGCGGCCCUCGAUGACUACGAGAGUCCCAACGAUGACGAAGAUGGCAAUGGUCAUGAUCAGCCGCAACUGGCCCUGCAGCAGCUAGGCUUGCCCUUGCCCGUACCCCCUCUACCCCAUGGGCAGCCGGCCAUUGCUGCUCCAGGUGGUGCCCAAGCUCAACCCCAAGCCCAAGCCCAGGCCCAACCACAACCUGCCCCAGGACAAGAAAAUCGGGCGGUGGACGAUCGCGGACAAGAAAAUAAUCGGCGAUUUCGCGUGCACCUGCGUAAUCAGCGGUAUGGUUCGCAUCAUGAAAUUCGUCGUCGCGCCUAGGCGCUGGUGCCAUAGAAGGCGCACCGAAACCUUCCCCCGGCCUUGACUCCGUAACCUGCUAUAUCUCUGUGAAUAUCUCUCUAUAUCCCGGCCGAGACAAAAAGACACAUAUCAUAUUAGAGGAUGCGUUAGCGUGGGCUGCAGACUUUCCGAUAGAGAAAUCAUGCAGCGCAGCCCACGUCCGUUGGAACCGUUUUUUUUUUUGGAUAUCUCUAAAACUUAAAAAGUUUACCCUUUCGGCCGAUAUUCCCGUUUAAUCAAAAGCAAACUGCCAGGAACGAUUCCGCCAAGUUUGGGAUUUUUCAGCCCCUUCGCAAAUCAAAAUUUUAGUAUACUUCAAAAUUCUACCGAAGGUACAUAUAUCAAAAUUGCUGGCAUUGUGCAGACUUCAAAUUAAUAAAUCGCUGCAUUGUAAUAGUAGUAAAUGAA
Drosophila persimilis is the source of this 2898-nucleotide messenger RNA. It is a transcript of the gene klhl10, whose product is annotated as kelch-like protein 10. Bases 124 to 2469 code for a protein of 781 amino acids. Gene Ontology annotation, molecular function: protein binding. The transcript is spliced from 5 exons. The record is from RefSeq and is a predicted model, not a curated record. Lineage: Eukaryota; Metazoa; Arthropoda; Insecta; Diptera; Drosophilidae.